AUGCCGCGCCCAUCACUCGCCCCUCUGGAUUCCCUCCGGUUGCGUGGAAAUCCCGGAGCAGUGGAUUUCCCAGAGGCUCCUCCGGUAGCAGUGCGCAUGCCCCAGGGCCGAACCGAAGGUUUAUUUUGGACCGCCCUUCCCCAGUACCACUCCCACCCCGACGUUGGUCCCAAUCGGAACCUAUCCCAAACAGGGCUGAAAAGAAGAGGGGAGAGACCGGAAGUGACGCACGAGCGCGAGCGGAAAAACAGAGGCCCAGCGCCUGUUGCCGUGGAAACCGAGCCCUCGGCUUGCGUCCCGCCACUGGAAUACCUGCUCUUCCAAACCCCAGAUGGAAAGAACGAAACUGUGCAGCAAAUCAGCAGCCGCAACAAAAAGCCUUCGGAGCUCUUUGUUCAAUGCCUAGCCACCUAUUCCUACAGACACGGCAGUGGAAAGGAAAAGAAAGUACUGACUUACAGUGAUUUAGCAAAUACUGCACAGGAAUCAGAAACUUUUCAGUUUCUUGCAGAUAUAUUACCAAAGAAGAUAUUAGCUAGUAAAUACCUGAAAAUGCUUAAAGAGGAAAAGAGGGAAGAAGAUGAGGAGAAUGACAAUGAUAAUGAAAGUGACCAUGAUGAAGCUGAAUCCUAAACCAAAAAAGUGCUUUAAAAACCAGCCUGGCGAGGACUGCCCUGGACCCGCUCCACUGUCUAUAAGUAAACACAGCACUGCCCGCUUUUAGCGUCUUCACUUCCUCACAGACUUCCAGUGCGUGAUAUUCUUUCGAGGUAUUCUUUCCAGGUCAAGAUUGAGCGCCUCAUGCACCUGCGCCACAAACAGCCAGAGGGAAAGUGACCCAGACAGCAGUCCCUCCUUGACAGGCCCACCCUGCAGCUCAGGCACCAAGAAAGCAGCCGAUACUGGCAGCCAUUGCAGCUCCAAACUGCAGAGGCAAGGCCAAUUUUAACUUUUCAAUUUACAGUCGAUUUUGAAGAACUUCUAUGUAUCAGUUAUGUAAAUUCAUGUAUGUAUAUUUUGGAAUCAGUUCUUAUAAACAGCUCGAUUCAGUUUUAGCUAAAUAUAUAGUUUAUAGGUCGUAUGUUAUAUUUGAAUUUUUGUCUUAAGUUGACUGUUCAGAUAUUUUUCUACUGUAAAGAAACAUACUUUUCUGUUAAAGAUCUGUACAUGUUUUUACAGUAAAAUGCUUUAUGAAACUAGUUCUAGAGCCCUCUGUGGCUUUAAGGCCUUGCUUACUGCCUGCAAAUUUUGAGAAACUUAAAAAUAAGCAUUCUAACACUUUAUUCCCACAGAAAAAUUCCAAGUCAAAUUAUCAAAUCAAAUACAAAAAUAAGUCUUACCUCUUGUAUAAGCAUGUUGUACUAAAAAAAA
Mandrillus leucophaeus (drill) is the source of this 1371-nucleotide messenger RNA. It is a transcript of the gene CHRAC1, whose product is annotated as chromatin accessibility complex 1. Lineage: Eukaryota; Metazoa; Chordata; Mammalia; Primates; Cercopithecidae. The coding region runs from base 1 to 633 and encodes 210 amino acids. The transcript has 5 exons. Gene Ontology annotation, molecular function: protein heterodimerization activity. Gene Ontology annotation, cellular component: nucleus; CHRAC. The record is from RefSeq and is a predicted model, not a curated record.